GGAAACCAACCACACAACACAACAACAUAGUCAAGCCAAUAACAUUGUCCUUAAUUAUUUUCAUUAUCCACCGUUCUCUUCAAAACAUAGCAACAACCAUUCAGCAACCAUGCCUACAGUUUCAACAAGAAACAAAUCAAAACAUGCCAAGAAAAAAAACAGAACUUUGACUCUGCCCAACCAACAUUCUUCAGCUACUGUUCAACUCCAAAACCAAGGUUCUUUUCUAUCUGAAAAUCAUACCAAAAUGGAAGGCUAUUUCAAUGAAACAUUGCAUGACACACAAAAGGUAGAAAAAGAAGAAUCAUUAAGUAAAGAUAAGGAGGUAGUAGCUGUUGAAGUAGCUUCUGCUGCUGCUGCUGAUGAUGAUGAUUGUGGUGGAAAAUCCAAGUCUCUCAGUGAUACACAAGAUGUUGUUAAAAUUGAUGAACAGGUUGAGAAUGCAUUGGCCUCAGAAACUGUAGAACUGGAAUUGAAGGAAGAGAAAAAGGAAGAUUUUAUAUCACUUGAAGAUAAUGAUGGUUUUUCAUCAGUUAUGGCUAAUCAUGUUGUGGAGCAAACUGAAUUACCUUCUUCAGAGGACAAUAAUGAGGGAUUAAGGGAAACUGAAGUGGUUGAAGCAAUUAAGGACAUGACAGGUUCUGAAGAGGAGAAGAAUGUUUUGUUUUCAAAUGAGGUUAAUAUUAGUUCUUCUCUGCCUUUAAGUGAUGUAGUUUCAAGGGGAGUUUAUUUGGAGAAAAGUGGUUCAAAAUCUGAUGAGGGUGAAAAGGGUAAUCCUCCAAAGGGAAUUGAACAAUCAUUGGUGACAUCUACAUAUGAAAAAGUUGAGGAACAAUCAGAUAUUCAAGAGUCAUCAUCCUAUGAAAGUGCUAAGGAGACUCUUCAACCAUCUUCAAAUUUUCCUGAUUCUGAAAGCAAUAGUGCUGCUGAGCAAGUCAUGAUUGAAGAAUCUAGAAGCAUUGAAAACCCAGAGAACAUUUUUCCUGUGACUCAAAGGCAACACACCUCUUGGAAGAGUUGCUGUGGACUCUUUGAAAUUAUGAGGCGUGGUGAUAGAUAAUUCAAGCUGGGAGCUUCACAGGAGGUUGGCCCUUGAGCUAAGGUAUAUUGAGGCAUUGCAAUUUGCAAGUCACAUGAUGUUAUGGCACCCUUUUAGAGCAGUUAAUUUGUUUUAUUUACUUAUUUAUUUUAGUUGAACUGUCAAUUUGUUUUUAUAUGUAUACCUUGAUUUUGAGUCUCAUAUUAUGAGGCUUGUUCUCUUACGUUUUCUUGUUGCCAUUAUAACUGCUUGGUUUGGUUACAGAGCGGGUUAGAUUAUCCUCUAUCAAAUUUCAGUUGGCAUAUUGUAAACUUUCUCGAAAAUUAUUUAACAAUAGCACAUUACAAAUUACAUACGUAUUAUAUUUUAG
Messenger RNA from Cicer arietinum (chickpea), 1409 nucleotides. RefSeq lists its product as uncharacterized. Lineage: Eukaryota; Viridiplantae; Streptophyta; Magnoliopsida; Fabales; Fabaceae. The record is from RefSeq and is a predicted model, not a curated record.